GACAAUUUUCACGACUAGUUUUCAAAUAUCCCACAAUUCCAGUGGACGACGAAGGCAACAAACACGCCAACGUACGAUCUUCGACCUAGCCUGACGUCAUCCAACUGUCAUGGCGGCGCCCAUAGCACUCAUACAAGGUGCCAGCCGUGGACUGGGGUUCCAAUUUUGCAAACAUAUAUUAAAAAGUAAAACCCCCUCGACUGUCAUAGCGACAUGUCGGAAUCCGGACGCGGCGGCAGAGUUGAUGGGCCUCGCCGGACAGCACCCGGACAGGUUAACGAUUGUCAGACUGGACGUGAACAAGGAAGAGGACAUCCGGGAAGCUGCCGAGCGGGUGAAGAAGAGCUUUGGUCGGCUUGACUUGAUGGUCAACUCCUCGGCUUUGCUGCACCCUUCUGGCAAAGGAGAGACUAGCUUGAGAGACGUUUCUGCACAGGGCAUCAUUUCCACCUUGACGACCAACACAGUUGGUCCGCUGGUUAUGGCCAAGUAUUUUGCGCCUCUUCUACAAAAGGGAAUCGGUGGCUUCGGUCGGCAGCCGUCUGAAAAGGCCAAGCAGCAUAGCGGCAUCAUCGUUAAUAUCACUGCCAAAGUAGGCUCCAUCGGCGACAAUGGUCUCGGUGGUUGGUACAGCUACAGAAUGUCCAAAGCAGCUCUCAACAUGGCUACAAGGAAUCUUUCCAUAGAACUGGGCCGCGGUCGACCCAAGGUGGUGUGUGUUUCUUUGCACCCAGGGACUGUGGACACAGACCUGUCGAGGCCGUAUCACAAGAACGUUCCCAAGGAAAGGCUAUUCAGCACUGAACACUCCGUCGGCUGUUUGAUGAGCAUCAUAGAGAUGCUGGAUUUUGACAAGACGGGCAAGGCGUACAGCUGGGAUGGCGCUGAGCUGCCUUGGUAGGAAAAGAUACAAAGCUUAGAAAUAAUCUCUUUGUAUUUUAUAGAUUAGGUAAUAAGAUAUUGAAUGAAAAGUCCAUGCUGUGUAGGUGCGGAUUGAUGGAAGUGCAGUUAAACAAUUGCCUUCAAUGUUAUUGUAAUUAAACUAAUAUGGUUUGGUUGAAAGUUACGAACUGUAUGCAUCAUAAUCCAGUUUAUUGAAAAUGCAUUAAAAU
Messenger RNA from Doryrhamphus excisus (bluestripe pipefish), 1112 nucleotides. RefSeq names its product C-signal. Lineage: Eukaryota; Metazoa; Chordata; Actinopteri; Syngnathiformes; Syngnathidae. Gene Ontology annotation, cellular component: cytoplasm. The record is from RefSeq and is a predicted model, not a curated record. Gene Ontology annotation, molecular function: oxidoreductase activity.